CAAUAACAUACGAUUCCGUGUUAUGUUUAGUAAAAUGUUGAUUAUUUCGUCCGCGUCGCGUUUAUUCAUGAAGUUUUGUAGUUCUGUUUAGUGCUCCGUUUCCUCCAGUUAACCAUGGUUUUGGAAAAUAGUGUGCGUUUGAACGUUAAUGGUGUUAAGCACGUCCUGCGUGGUGGCAUUGUCGUAAUCGGAUCUUCGAAAAAUGAACGCUACAAUACCUUACUGAUCGAUGACAAGAGUAUCUGCCCCAAGCAUGCCAGCAUUCGGUAUGAUGCCACAUCCGCCAGGCUAGAAGUGAUGGACCUUUGUUCCAUCCGCGGGGUCACUGUAGAUCACCGACCUAUCGAAGCCCUGACCUGGUGUAAAAUUACCUCUCUUAGCAAGAUAUUGCUCGGAACCGUGCCUGUUUUCGUGGAAGAAAACGUCCCCGCAACCGAGGGUGUACAGGAUGAGCGGCCCUUUUUGGUAAACGAAGAUUCAAAGGAUUUUAUUGACUGCAGCUUAGAGGAAACUCAACUGUUACCGACAACGAAAAGAGCAACCGGAACAACCAGUCGACUGUUGAGUGGAUCUCAAACGGUCAUCAACUCCCUGAAGCCGCAAACAGGUCGCAUAAGCAGCAGUUUCUACGUACCGGCGACACAGCAGCUAGAAGACAGUGCGAUCUCUGCGGUAGCGAAUGAAUCUCUUCCGCCGGUGAAAUCUUGCGAUAUAAGCGUAUCUUCGACCUCCGCAAAACCGGUACCGGCGGCCGAUGAAGAUGUACUUAAAAAGGCCAAAGAUGAGCUUGAUGACGAUGAUGAAUUUUUUAUCAUUCCCGAAACUCAACAACCCGUUGAGGACGAGCGUCCAUCGCCAACCAUUGAUCGCAUCCCGCCCGUUGUUAUUCGCCCGGAUCGGGCAGAGCGAACGCAGGCAGAAGAGGACUACUUCCAGAUGACGGCUCAGGACGAUGACAACAGUAACGAUGGACUGUUCAACAAUGAGUACAUGGCAGAGUCACAGAAUCUGCUGCAGAAUAUGGACGAGUCGUACAGGAGGGUGGACGCAGCCGGGUCAAGAAAGUCUAUCCUUCCGGAGCGUUCCGUCGAUUCGAUAUCGUUUCAAGAGCAUCGUAAUGCGACGCAGGACAUGAGUCGACUGGAGUGGAACGAAACUCGGCCGGAGCCGGAGGCGGAGUCGGUGGCGGAGAAAAAGCUAUACGCAGCCGAGCAGGUGGAAAAGCCGGUGAAGGAAGAUGAUCGAUCCAUUACGCCGGAGCUGCACUUUGACGCUGUGGUGGCGGUGGAAGCACGAGACCGAGCAGGGUCCGUAACACCGGAGGUAGAUUUCGACCAGGUUCCUGAGAUUAAACCGCCUGCAGGACGAUCGGAACUGGAAGACGACGACGAUGAGCACGAGAUUUCGCUCAAUCAAGAAGGUUGCUUCCCAAAGCCGGUUGAGAGAGUUGCGGAAGAAAACGGUAAUAAAAAACCGGCUGAAGAUGUAUACGAUAUGGAAACGCAAUCAUUGGACUUCGAUUGUUUUAAAAAGCCUUCAACAACAAAGGCCACUAAUAGUUUGUCAAAGUCGAAGGAUCGAUCUAAGGAGAAUGGUGUGAGUCCGUAUGAUAUGGAAACGCAAGCUUUAGCUUUCGACGACGAUGAUCAUUCCGACCCCUACGACCUACUGACACAACCAAUGGAGCCACCAAAAUGGAGCGUUUUCAAGAAACCACCUAAACCAUCUGCGUCGCUUGUUGAGCCGAAAGGUCCGGAACCGGAAGAUUUCGAAACCCAACCAAUGAUACCUCCGGCUCCAUUGCGGCGAGUUUUCUCGAAAGAAAAAUCAACCGAACCGCGUCCUUCUACCUCUUCCGCCCGAACAACGGUACUACUCAAUCCUGCCGACAUAGAAACGCAACCGAUGUCUCCACCAGAGCGAUUCAAAAAGAACACUGGUCCACCAUCUCCUUCCAUCGACCCGGCCGAUCUGCUGACGCAACCGAUGAGUCCACCCAGGAACCUGCGGGAGGAUAGUUGUUCUCCGGUGUUGAAAAAACCCGCAUCGAAACUGUUUGACGCGUACGAGCUGGAAACGCAACCCCUCGGAAGGUCGUUCCCUCCGGAAAGGAAGGUUAGCAAAUCGUUGGUCGUUUUUGGUUCGAAGACGCCUGUUAUUUCAUUGGUGGACAUAAUGAAAUGUAUUAAUUUUUCACAGGAGGACAUCGAUCCGUAUGCGAUGCAGACACAACGUAUGCAACAGGAAGAUGAUCAUAUGGUUAGCUCUUACGAUCUUCUGACGCAACCUCUGCAACGCAGCGCACAAGGAUCAUCCUCCUUUCGAAAAACGGACACGGUUGGACCGGCGACUGCACAUGAGAUUUCUCACUUUGAACCUAUUAUAAACAGCACCGUGCGGCACUCGUUGCUGCAAGCGGGUACUCAGAUGAAAGACACAAAGCAGGACCUAAAGGGCGAGCAAAUUUCUCCCUCAUCAUCGAACAAGGAGAAUCAAACACGCCACGGCGCGGUCGUGUCGAGCAGUGAAGAAGAGUUUGAUGAAGAGGAGGACGAAGAUCUGGACGAUGAUGUGUGUCUAGCUGCCACCCUACCUGUGGGUGAGCUUGAUAAGGAAUCGAAAAAGCGGGGACGGGGAAGACCGCGCAAGAUACCGUCGCCCGUCUUUAAGGUACCGUCGGAAACGGCGUUGACCACUCCGAAACCAUUACCGACCAAGAGUCGCCGGCAGUCGAUAGUGGUGACGGAGUUUCUAACUCCGGAACAUCCACUGCUCAGCCUACCGAAACCGGACAGCAUCCUGAUGGCGUCCGUGCACAUGCGUGAACUGUCGGCAUCACACUCGCGUGAGGCGGCGGCGCAGGGUGGCCCGAAGUAUCACUUCAAAGACGAUAGCAGUGACGAUGAGGACGAGGAUCGGUUGGUGUUCAAAAAGACACAUGUUAGUGUUGCACUGGAGCGUGAGCUAGAGAAGGUGAAAGAGGUUUCCAAGCAGAAGCAACUGGAAAAGAAAGAAAAGGCGGGUGGUAAAAAACGGGGCGUAAAAAAGGAGGAUCAACACGAUGAGGAUGAAGAGGAGGGUCCUAAAAAGCGGCGCGUUACGGUUGAGAAGGCUUCCUCUUCCACCGCUUCCGGUACAGGUCACAACGCGGAACAACAGACGCGCGCUAAAGAACCGGGGAAAAAAUCCGCCCGUGAAAAGUCGGUGAAAAAAGAGGAGCUGGGUGAAAAAGAAUCGAGCCGUGGGAAAGACGGAAAGCGCAAGGAAAAAGCCACUUCGUCAAGCUCAUCGCUUCCCAACAAAGAAGAACCUCAUCCGAUGGUCGCAUCGGAGCGUGUUUCCACCCGCAGCCAUCGGGAACCGCUUCCAAAGCGAACAAUUGAUGAAUCGGUUGCCUAUGAGUCUAGCACGUCCAAGGGAACAGCGGCCACCAUGCGGACAUCGACACGGACGCGCAAGCCGCGAGAAGUUCCGAGCCCGGAGCGCCGGCAGCAAAAUCAACCGGAAGAAAAAUCGGAAGCGGAUGGCGCGGCGGUUCCAAGACGAGAAUCAAAACGGCAAAAAACAACCAACCACAAGUAUCGUUCUCAUUCGCCGGAUCCGGUGAAGAAAAAGGCGAUCACAAAGAAGGUAGAUGAUCCAUCUUCUUCAACUGUUUCUGGGUUAUUGAGGGGGGGACUAGGUGGUCUUCCAUCGGAGAAGCGUAAUGAUGCGGUUGUGGAUAUCAGUGUUACUAGCAGCACCGGAAGCGAAGGAUCGAUAAGGAUGGCCCGUGCCAACCGUCCAAAACUGAUAUUUACACGCAUGAGCCCGGAACCCUACCGGAAAUGUAUCGCUCGCGCUGGGGGCAAAGUGGUAGACAUACCGGAACUGGCGAACGUGCUGGUAACGGAUCGCAUCUUCCGGACGUACAAAUUUCUAUGUGCCGUUGCAAAAGGCAUUCCCAUCGUCGGCCAGUCGUACCUGGAUGCACUACAGGCCGCCCAAGAGCACGACGAGCCUGUUGAUCCGUGGGAGCACAUCCUGUGCGAUGAAAUCUCGGAGAAGCGUUACAAAUUUCGUUUGCGCGAUUCGUUGUUAAAGGCGCGCGGUAACAAACUUUUCCAGGAUUACACCGUUUUUGUUACCUCCAACACGCAACCUCCACCGUUGGAAUUAUAUUUAAUCUUAUCCUGUGCCGGAGCCACACCAAUGAAACAUCUCAGCCAGCCGGUGAAGCAGAGUGGCAAAAUGUUCAUCAUUUCCGACCCAGCCGAUGCAGCAUCCUGGCCGAAGUACAGGGAAAAGUAUCCCAACAUAGAUGUGGUAUCGACGGAAGGGUUUAUGUUAUCCAUCAUGCAGCAUUCGAUUAGUUUAAAAAAGCAUCGCUUGAUGUAGAGAUUGGCAGCGAAGAACUUGUUGAAUUUCGGCGCGUAAUGUGCCAUUGGUCAGUUUUAAUUUUCAUGUUGUUAGUAUCGUAGUCUCACAUAAUAUUGCAUUGAACUGUUUGUCAUCUAUCUCUUUCUGUUAAAUGCGGUUUUUUAAUGGAGAAGACCAACAAAAUUCGCUCUUUCUCAACUCAUCGCAAAAUCAUCACUGUCGAUAUGUA
This is a messenger RNA of Anopheles coustani, 4588 nucleotides long. Its product is annotated as mediator of DNA damage checkpoint protein 1-like. Gene Ontology annotation, molecular function: protein binding. Lineage: Eukaryota; Metazoa; Arthropoda; Insecta; Diptera; Culicidae. The transcript is spliced from 6 exons. The record is from RefSeq and is a predicted model, not a curated record. Bases 115 to 4377 code for a protein of 1420 amino acids. Gene Ontology annotation, cellular component: MLL3/4 complex.